Messenger RNA from Ictalurus furcatus (blue catfish), 3034 nucleotides. It is a transcript of the gene tmem119a, whose product is annotated as transmembrane protein 119a. Gene Ontology annotation, cellular component: plasma membrane. NCBI's taxonomy places the organism in Eukaryota, Metazoa, Chordata, Actinopteri, Siluriformes, Ictaluridae. Gene Ontology annotation, biological process: positive regulation of bone mineralization; positive regulation of osteoblast differentiation; positive regulation of osteoblast proliferation. The record is from RefSeq and is a predicted model, not a curated record. Bases 536 to 1210 code for a protein of 224 amino acids. The transcript has 2 exons.
UUCACCCAAACCUUGCAAUGUAAAAAAUUAUAUAAAUAUCCCAUUUCUCAUUCCUCCUAAACAAACAGAUUUCUGUAUCAUGCUGUGUGUGUGUGUGUGUGUGUGUGUGUGUGUUUGUGAUUUUGUGAAAAUUAAAAGAUAUCAGAGCUUGAGUCAUUUAUGUGUGUGAACUCAUCCAUGAAUUUGCAUGCUAUCAUUAGCGGACCUUGUCCAUAAGGAACAAAACCAACCCACCGUACCAUCUUUCCAGAGAGAGGAGGAGAAAAGUAGAAGGAAGGAGGGAAGGAGAUGUUCACCACACAAACAAAAAUUUCCUUUUUUUUCUAACUCUUUUUUUUUUUUUGUCUAGGUUUAAACCUAAAGACACAAGCUGCUGUGCCACUCUCAGUGCAGCACAGAGGCAGCUGGUUGUCCUCACUUAUCUUUCUUUUGAUCAUUCUUUCUUCAUUUCACUUUAUUUCCUUGUGUACUGGAGUGAGCGCUGGGAUCUCCGAUAACCACAGAGAAAACAUCUGUAUAUCAGUGUAACGUUACCAUGCCGUCCAUGUGUCCACGUCUUGCCUUUGUGCUCCUCUUUGCCUUUUGGAGCUGGAGCUGCUCUAUUAUGGCGUUCCCUUUUAACAUGUCCAUGGAGGGCAGUGGAGACGAACAGGAAUUGAUUUUCCCAACAUCCCGCGCCACCCACAUACCCCCACCUUCACCCACACCUAUACUUAGCAUCACCACCACCUUCAUCCGCAUCAAGCACUUCCUGUUUCAUGAUGUAGUGGACUUCCUGCGUGACAAUAUGCUCCUCAUCAUCGUAGUGAUGUCGCUGCUCAUUGUCAUCAUCUUUAUUGCCUGUUGUGCCUCAGCCAUGAGCCACAAGCGCAAACUCGAGGCCUACUAUCCACCCAAGAAACAUGCACCCAGGAAGUACAUGGCUGUACCAAGCAAGGGGGCGGAGCAAGGCCUGAUGGAGCCCUACAAUGCCACCACGAGCUACCUGCGUGCACCAUCUAAAGCUCUAGUGGGUGAUAAGGACGGCAAAGAUCCUAGACCAAAACCAAAGGAGGUACAGAAAUCUGAAGAUGUGGAGGAAGUAGAGGUGCAGAAGGAAGAAGAAAAGAAGAAGAAGGAGGAGCCCAAGCCAAGCACGUCCACAGCAGGUAAUGGCCAGGCACCUGUGUGCACUUGUCACCUGAGGAAAGCAAACCAAGCCUCGCAUUGAGAAAACAAGCGAGUUGUUGAGGAUUGCCUCUCUUUAAAAGAACUUGUGGAUUUGGAUUCGUUGCUGGAAAUAAAUCAUUUUCUCUAAUUCAUUGGAUGGAGAUACAGAUAAGGGACCUUCUGCUUCUGGGAUGUCAGUUAUUCAAACUUGUACUAAGCAAUCUGUUGAGCUGAAUUUAAAGGGGAUAAGAUUAAUCUUUUAUACACCAACUUAUACAAUGCUAUACCUAGAUUUGACAAAACUGUGGCUACAUCCUUUUUAUUAUUGAAAAUGUUCUCUGCUUAAUAGUGUAUUCAUCAUCAUGCUAGUGAUAACGAUUGUUCUCUGGCUUAAUUGCAUUGAAUUCUUUGUAUUUAUCACAUUUCAAAUUUCUGAGAUAUUAGUCAAAUACCUUGAAAUGUAUAUCACCAAAUAGAGUAAAUGGCAAUAAUGAUUAUUUUUAAUAUUCAGGUCCGAAACAGUCUUACGUUUAUUAUUUUGGAAAUCAUUUGCUGUCUGAGGGUUUCAGUACCAAACCCAAUGUGGAGUAUUAACUAAGGAAUAAAACACUUAGGGGUGUGCUGGUAUGGGAAAACAACCAACGACGGAGUAGUGUGAUGCGGCCAUGAAUGUUUUGGAACAUUCAUGAAACAAGUUAGUUUCUUUUUAUCCAUUCCAUUAUAGCAACUAUAAACCGUAUUUCCCUCUGCUUUUCUCUCUAUUCUCUAUAUUCUCUAUUAAAAAUUUUAGCUUUUCACUUUACUGAGAAACCACAAAGUUACCUGUCCUAAAAUUAUACCUCUGACUGUUACAAAGUGCUGACACUGGAGACGCCUUCCAAAAAUGUCAAGCAAAAGUUUCCUUACAGUGAACCUCGCCAUAUCAACGAUUAAACAUUUUUAUUCGUUAAAUAAAUGUGUGGGGUUUUGAAAAAAAAAACCUUUUUAUUUUUAGUCUUAUUAUGUGGAGUAUCCGCUAUAGAAGUCCCUGUGAAUGAGUUGCUACUAUAGAAGCAACAAUGUAUUUGAAAGAGCGCAUUAAUAUAAACCUGUGAUUUGCUGUUAAUCAACAUCUUCUGACCAAUCAAAUUCAGGAAUUUAACAAUGCUGUGGUAUAACUAGUCUUAAGCAGUGUAAUUAUUUUAAGGCUGAUAUGUUUCUAAAUGUGUGCUUUGCCUUUCAGUUUAUAAGUUAUGUGACUUGAAAAAUAAGAACUUGACCUUGAGUUUCAUUUACAUGAAAUUAAUACGCAAAAAAAAUAAAGGUCAUUAUAAAGGUCACUAUUGUCACUAUUGUGGUGCAUCUUGUUUUCUUGUUUAAAAUGCUAAAGAUAAAACCUUAAGAGCUGACUUCAGCAGUCAGGAACCAUGUGCAUUUGAACACAACUUACUGGGGUUGUGUGUGUGUGUGUAUGUUGGUGAGCAUUUUUCUGGUUUAAAUGCAUCUCAGACCUCAAGGAUAUAAAACGCCUUGGGUCUGUUUACACUUUCGUAUUUAUGUGGUUAAACCCUAUCCGGAUAUGACCCUAAUACCCAAGACACAUAAUCUCUCCAGGUGUAAACAGAGUCGUUGUCGUCUUGUUUUCUCCAUGCCUUUUCAUUGAAUAUUUAGUGUUCAAUAAUUGUAUUGUCUUGUUAAGUGGCUUUUGGCAACUGUUUAAGUUAUAUCUGUUAUUUCAGUUAUAAGUAUACUUUGCAAUACAUGUUACAUUAAAUAACUUUGGCGGCUGUGAUGCACUUUGCGUCUUUAUUGUGUAAAAGAAAAACAGCACAAAUUACCACUGACCACUCUAAUAUCUAACUAAAUAAAACACUACAGAGCACACGGUGGCUUAGUGGUUAGCACG